AUGUCGAUAAGGACUGGUCUUCAUGGAGAUGAAGACAAAGGAGGAGAUAAUGGUGAUCCUGGUCUUCAAGGAGAUGAAGACAAAGUAGGAGAUAAGGAUGCUGGUCUUCAUGGAGAUGGAGAGGAAGGUGGAAAUAAUGAGAAAGAACCGAAGGAAGAUGAUAAUAAGAAGACUGGCAAUGCUGAUGAUGAUUGUGGUCUUCAAGGAGAUAAAGAGGAAGGAGGAAAUAAGGAUUUGGAUGCUGGGGUUCAUACAGAAGGAGAGAAAGGAGGAAAUGUUGAGAAAGAACAACCAAAGGAAGCUGAUAGGAAGAGGAGGAAUGCUGAUGAUGAUCAAGUCAAAGGGGCUAAGGAUAAGGAUAAGUGUAAAAUUUCUACACACGUCCCUACUCGCACCGCUGCUGGUAUUGAUAUUGUUGAUCUUCGUACUCCAACUCCUCCUCCUCCUCCUCCUCCUGUUGUUGAAGCAGUUGAGAAUGUAUAUAGCAGAAAGUCUUGGAGAGUUGAUUCUUCUGCUAAAAGGAAAAACAUUGCUGAUUUCGAUGCCCCUUCAUUCCAACUAUUAACUCCUAGUCCUGUUGUUGAGGAUCUUCCAUACAGUGCAGAGAGUGGUGAGGGUGUUGGAAGUUCAAUUCCAAUCAUCACUCCAGUAAAUGUAAAAUAUCCUCGAGGUGAUGGCUCUUAUUCUGAUCAAUCAUCAUACAAAUCCUACAAACCUCAGAAACAAUUAAAGUCAGAAAUCCCUUCAACACCUGAAUUAUUGAAGGGGUGGGACUAUGACCCUUCUUCAGAGAAAGUUGGGAAAGUUGUGAGAGUUAAGGAACCAGGUGAUGAUUAUGACGAUGAAGGUUUGGAGGACCUGAUUGAUAGGAUUGCUGAUCAUGGAGUUGAAUCAUCAUCUCACAAGGCUAAAAAAGAAGAGGAUGAGAAGAAGCUGGUGUUGUUUCAUCUUCUACGCCUGGUUUGCAUGCUGUUCCUGUCAACAACCAUGGCAUAAUAUUAUGUCGAAGUUUGCAGCAUUAUAAUAGAUAUUUGAGUGAUCUGUCUCCUGACCAGAGGUUGCUGGUUGAUUAUCUAUUUUACAAUGAGUAUGAAGAUGUUGCAUAUAUGUCAUUGGAUACAGAUUCUGAGGAAGUGAAGAUGAAAAA
Messenger RNA from Beta vulgaris subsp. vulgaris (sugar beet), 1147 nucleotides. RefSeq lists its product as uncharacterized. Bases 1 to 996 code for a protein of 331 amino acids. The transcript is spliced from 5 exons. Lineage: Eukaryota; Viridiplantae; Streptophyta; Magnoliopsida; Caryophyllales; Amaranthaceae. The record is from RefSeq and is a predicted model, not a curated record.